Messenger RNA from Agrilus planipennis (emerald ash borer), 677 nucleotides. Its product is annotated as MICAL-like protein 2. Gene Ontology annotation, molecular function: protein binding. Bases 291 to 662 code for a protein of 123 amino acids. The transcript has 3 exons. Lineage: Eukaryota; Metazoa; Arthropoda; Insecta; Coleoptera; Buprestidae. The record is from RefSeq and is a predicted model, not a curated record.
AGUGGUCGAGGUCAUAGCGGCUGGUAGUUGCCGACGAGUUUCGUCGUCGUUUUGUAGUAUUCGCGUGCUCUCUCUGCUCGGUUCGUUCGUUCGAUAAAUAAUUUUAUACGUGUAACGUACAAAUUUAGCUUUUCCUUUCGUUAAUUUAUUUGUUAUUGAUGUACUUACAAUAUUUUUAGUUUUAACAAUUUAAUCGUUGAGUGUUUACGUGUUUACACAUAUUCAAAGGUUGAUACUGCUUUUGCUACUACACAUUUAUUCCUAUUUUGGUUUGUUUUUUGUCAGUCAAUAUGAGCGAAAGGCGCGGAACUAAGGGGUUGGAGUUAUGGUGCAGACGCAUGACAGAAGGUUAUCCUGGCGUCAAAGUUGAAAACAUGACAACGUCGUGGAGAGAUGGCCUUGCAUUCUGUGCGAUCAUCCACCACUUCAGACCAGACUUAAUAGACUUCUCCAAACUUAACAAAGACGACAUUUACUACAACAAUGAACUUGCGUUCAGAACAGCAGAACGUCAUUUGGGUAUCCCAGCCCUUCUAGAACCGGAGGACAUGGUAGAAUGCUCCGUCCCCGACCGCCUUUCCAUUCUCACAUAUCUCUCUCAAUUCUAUCAAGCAUUUGUAGCAUCUCAAGGUAAGAUUAUUGUCAAUUUUGUAGUCUUUUAGUUGUCAUAAUCUGCG